Molecule: messenger RNA, 934 nt
Organism: Dermatophagoides farinae (American house dust mite)
Lineage: Eukaryota; Metazoa; Arthropoda; Arachnida; Sarcoptiformes; Pyroglyphidae
Source: RefSeq, a predicted model, not a curated record
UUUUUUUUUCUCGAUAAUUAAUCUGAAAAUGGAAUCAUCAUCACCAAUGGCAAAGAUGCUAAUAUUCGUGUUUAUUUUAUUUAUAAACGCCAACGCUUCGGUACAUUCAACGCCGAUUGUUUUGACAGAAAAAAUGAAUCCAUCAAAUAAUAGCUCAGUUUUUGUGACCACAGAAUCGACAAUUCGCGUAUCACCAUCGACAACAAGACAACAGCCGCAAAUAAUAACAACAAAAAUAAACAACAACAACAACAAAAAUGAAAGUAAUAAUCGAUUAAAUUUAAAUGCAAAUCCAUCAAAUGUUUAUCGUUUUGAUUUAUUGGAAAAUGGUGGCAAAAUAAACCUACACCAAUUGUCAUCAUCAAUAUCGAAAAAAAAUAUGGCCAAGAGAAUUAUUUUCAAUGGAAAUGAUGUUGUGCAACCACAAUCACAUCAAAUAUUAACGAAUGGUAAUAAUAACAACAAAAUUUAUCAUGGAACAAAAUCUAUAACAACAUCAACAACAACAACAACAACAACAAAUACAAAUCAAAAUGAAGAUAAAAAUUGGUUACUGACCAAAGCAUGGCUUAUUGAUAAUAUAAAUAGAUUACGUCGUGAUUUAAAUGAAUUACAACGUGAUUAUAGUAAACAUGUGGACAUAGUACAUGGUGAUAAUCUAAAUAAUCAAAAACAAUUGAUUGAAGAUGUGGCCAGAAUAAGAGCUGAUCAUCAAUUUUUAUCACAACAACAAAAACAGAUAAUUUAUCUGAUUAAACGUAGUCAUUAUUUUAAAACAAAAUCAAAUGAUUUGAAAUUGAAAAUCAAAAUGGCUAAUGGUGUGCCUGUACAACAAUAUCAAUCUUCAUCAUUGAAUAACAAGGCUACAUGGAUGGAUGUGACAACAAUAAAAUCUACAAAAAGGCCAAUAAUGAAACGAGAUAUACGUACAACA